Molecule: messenger RNA, 892 nt
Organism: Coffea eugenioides
Lineage: Eukaryota; Viridiplantae; Streptophyta; Magnoliopsida; Gentianales; Rubiaceae
Product: mediator of RNA polymerase II transcription subunit 21-like
Exons: 3
Coding region: 321-743 (140 amino acids)
Biological process (GO): regulation of transcription by RNA polymerase II
Cellular component (GO): mediator complex
Molecular function (GO): transcription coregulator activity
Source: RefSeq, a predicted model, not a curated record
CAGCAACCAAAAGCCCCUGCAGAAACAUAUAUUUUCUUUCAAGAAUUCUCUCGUCCUCUUCACUCAAAAUGUGUUUAAGAAAUUCGAAGUGUUGGAGCCUAGAUUAGUCGUGCUCUCUGGUACUGCCAAUAGCUAAGUAUAAAGCUGAGCUGUUGAUCAUGAGUGCUGUGUGACCUCUCUCUUUGUCUGUUACUCUAAGUUGUUAAUGUGAUGAACAAGGAAAUACCUAGUCGCUCGAAUCCAAAACGAAGAUGUACAGAAAUUGAGAAAUGCUACUUUGAAUUCAAAGUUGCCCAGAAUUGCAGGUAUCAAAAUUCAAGAUGGAUAUAAUAACUCAACUGCAAGAACAGGUGAAUACAAUUGCAGGUCUUGCCUUCAACACCUUUGGGACGCUUCAAAGGGAUGCUCCUCCAGUUAGGUUGUCUCCUAAUUAUCCGGAACCUCCUGCUAAUCCAUCUAGUGCUGCAGAGGAUGCAGCUAGUCUUGCUGAGCAACCAAAGCUCAUGAGUGCUGCACUUGUCAACGCUGCCAAGCAGUUUGAUCUGUUGGUAGCUGCCCUUCCAUUAGCUGAGGGAGGUGAAGAAGCUCAGCUGAAAAGAAUUGUAGAACUUCAGGCUGAAAAUGAUGCUGUAGGCCAAGAACUACAAAAACAACUGGAAGCUGCGGAUAACGAAUUAAAGCAGGUGCAGGAGUUGUUCAGGCAAGCAACAGACAACUGCUUGAACUUAAAGAAACCAGAUUGAAGGCUAGGCAAAUUUUCAGCAUAAUUGUGAUAAGCAUUUUGUAGUACUAAUCUGUUUGGUAGCAUUGCACUCUGCGGCAAGUAAAUUUUUUUUUUUUUUUUGGCACUGUGAAAUCCCAUUAGAAAAUCCAUUCUUCAUAUCUAUCUGAA